This is a messenger RNA of Tarenaya hassleriana, 1738 nucleotides long. RefSeq names its product polygalacturonase ADPG2-like. The coding region runs from base 118 to 1473 and encodes 451 amino acids. Gene Ontology annotation, biological process: anther dehiscence; pectin catabolic process; fruit dehiscence. The record is from RefSeq and is a predicted model, not a curated record. Lineage: Eukaryota; Viridiplantae; Streptophyta; Magnoliopsida; Brassicales; Cleomaceae. Gene Ontology annotation, molecular function: polygalacturonase activity. The transcript has 9 exons.
AAACACACAAAAAAUUACAAGGAAAGAUCCGAUAUUGAACAACAAACAUUCUCCCUCGUCACCUCCGAAACGAGACGCAUUUCUCUCUCCCGCCCUGCAGGCAGUUUGAAACCGAUCAUGGCCGUUUCUGGAAAGCACCUUGUUUCUCUAUUCGUUGUAGUGUCGUCUCUGUCGAUAUUUCUCUCCCUUUGCGAAGCUUCGAUAGCUGAUAACGUCGAAGAUGCAAUCGGGUAUGAACCCGAAGCUUAUCCUAUAUACUUUGGUGGUCUCGGAGAUGGAAGGUUCGAUAACGUAAUCAAGCUUCGAGAAGAUAUUUUGAACUUGAAAAGAGCAAUAUCGUCCGCCGGUCCAAAACCCUCGCGAGCCACAACUGUUAGUGUUUCUGAUUUUGGAGCUAGAGGAGACGGAAAAACGGACGAUACCCAGGCAUUCGUGAAAGCAUGGAACAAAGCGUGUACUACGAGUGGAGCUGUUCUAUUGGUUCCCCAAGGGAAGACUUAUCUCCUUAAGGCUAUUCGAUUCACAGGCCCAUGCAAAUCUCCUGUAACCAUUCAGGUCUUGGGAGCGUUAGAGGCGUCAGAGAACCCGUCCGAUUACAAGGAUAAGAGCCACUGGCUUACGUUCGACAGCGUUAACAAUCUCUCAGUCGAUGGCGGUGCAACCGGAACCGUCGAUGGCAACGGGAAGAUAUGGUGGCAAAAUUCAUGCAAAGUCAAUCCAUCCAAGCCAUGCACAAAAGCCCCAACAGCUCUUACUUUCUACAACUCAAAGAAUGUGAAGGUGACUAAUCUGAGGGUGAGAAAUGCGCAACAAAUUCAGGUUUCUUUCGAGAAAUGCUCGAACGUUCUUGCUUCCAAUGUCGCCAUCACAGCGCCGGGAGACAGUCCGAACACCGACGGUAUCCAUAUCACUAACACCCAAAAUAUUCAAGUUAUCAACUCCGUUAUCGGAACAGGCGACGACUGUAUCUCCAUUGAAAGCGGCUCACAAAACGUGCAGAUAAAGGGUAUAACUUGCGGUCCCGGUCAUGGAAUAAGUAUUGGGAGCCUGGGAGACGACAACUCGAGAGCUUAUGUCUCGGGUGUUACUGUGGACGGGGCUAAGCUUUCUGGUACCGAAAAUGGAGUCAGAAUCAAAACCUAUCAGGGAGGAUCCGGAACUGCGAGCAACAUCAAGUUUCUCAACAUUCAGAUGGACAACGUGAAAAAUCCGAUCAUAAUCGAUCAGAACUACUGUGAUAAGAACAAACCCUGCAAACAACAAAAAUCGGCGGUCCAAGUGAGCAACGUGGUGUACCAGAACAUAAAGGGAACGAGCGCAUCGGACAUGGCGAUAAGAUUUGAUUGCAGCAGGAACUAUCCAUGCAAAGGGCUUGUGUUGCAGAACGUGAACAUACAAGGUGGCAAAGCCACUUGCUCCAACGCUCAAGUCAUGGGUCAAGGCUCCGUUUCUCCUCAAUGCUCCAACACUUAGACCACGUCAAUUUCCAACUCAUACAUAUAUAUACAUACAUAUAUACAUAUACACGCAUACAGCUGGGUGUACACACAAAAAUAUACGGAAAUCUAUGAUUAGAUACUUGUAAACGAUCAUACGUUAUUUUCCACGUGUAGAUUGCUCGCCCUAUAGUAUUGUUGAAGAAAUAUAUACAUACAACGGUCCAUAGAUUCGUUGUUCUUGUAAGGCUUGUGUUGUUUGCACUUUGUCAUUAAUAAAGGCAUUCAUGUUUAUUUAAUUU